AGAGUUAUACGCGACUAUGCUGGCCUCUGUCGGAUUCGAUAUCAAAGACGUUCCGUAUCGCAACGGUCUUCGAAGCGCGGUUGAGCUUGCACGCACCAGUAGAAGCAAAUGUAAGGGACAAUGCAAGGAAACAAUUGCGGCAGACAGCGUCCGUUAUUGCACGUCCACGGAAGCCGUUAAUCACGGCAGCUAUUUCUAUCGGUGCCUCAACUGCAUUACUCAACAGCAAAUGAACCAUCUUCUCGAACUGUAUGAAAGUUUGGAAGAUUGUCCUGGCAUGGCCCAAUUGCCCGAUGGCAAGCGACAACAGACCAUUGAGAUGAUGGGGGCUGUUCACAACACGCAUGAGACCGAGCAGAAGGGAGUGGCAAAGAAAGGCAAGCGCAAAGCGAGUGACGCAGAUCUGAAGGACAAGCCUAAAGAGACAUCCAAGAGAGCCAACCAAAAGCCUAAUAAAAAGGCGGACAACAAAAAUGUCAAGGCUAACCAAAAACCCGAACACAAAAAGAAUGAUACACCGGCGACGAAGACCAAGAAGGUACGAUAUGAAUUUUAAUUGGACGUAUGAUGUGCCUCCGAGAAUAAGCAUAUACGGGGCUAGUGUACGCCUUCUCCGCAU
Sphaeroforma arctica JP610 is the source of this 619-nucleotide messenger RNA. RefSeq lists its product as hypothetical. Bases 17 to 556 code for a protein of 179 amino acids. Gene Ontology annotation, molecular function: zinc ion binding; DNA binding. The transcript has 3 exons. Lineage: Eukaryota; Ichthyosporea; Ichthyophonida. The record is from RefSeq and is a predicted model, not a curated record.